AUGACGAACCUUCGACCGUUGAAACUGGUGUCCUUCCUUCCACGGAAACCCCUCAGCCUGAUGAUCCCUCUAAUUGAGUCUCAAUUCAGUGUAGAAGAAAGUAGAAAUGUUCUCCAGCAGAAACGCAGGAAAAUGCAGACAGACCUUGCAGAGGACCAGGAGCAGGCUAUGGUUGAAUGGCUCAGCGCACAUCCAAUCCUUUACAACAAAAAGCUAAAGGGGUAUAAAGAAACCCAGAAGAAAGAAUAUCUCUGGAGGGAACAGGCUAAUCUGCUUGGUAAAGACGUUGAUAUCAUCAAAACCUGGUACAGUAGCAUUCGGACAAGGUAUGGGCGGCUGAAGAAAACGCGAUCCGGUGCUCCAGAUGAGGAACUAACAGAAAGGGACAGUUGGAUCCUGCGUGAGUUUGGUUUCCUGUAG
Molecule: messenger RNA, 420 nt
Organism: Saccostrea echinata
Lineage: Eukaryota; Metazoa; Mollusca; Bivalvia; Ostreida; Ostreidae
Exons: 1
Coding region: 1-420 (139 amino acids)
Biological process (GO): regulation of transcription by RNA polymerase II
Cellular component (GO): nucleus; transcription regulator complex
Source: RefSeq, a predicted model, not a curated record